AUGAGUAGCAACGAAAAGACAUCGCCCCAUGUACGAUGGGGGAUUCUUGGCACGGGAUGGAUCUCUACAAUGUUUACCCAGGACAUAUUAGCGCCUAGGUCGGAUGCCCCGGCGAAGCAUACGAUUGUUGCUCUGGGUUCCUCCUCCAUUGAUAAAGGGAACGCAUUCGUCGACAAGGUAUGGGAAAAGACGCCUGAUCAGCAUCGACCGCAAGUGUAUGCCGACUACCAAGGCGUAUACAAUGAUCCUAACGUCGACGUCGUCUAUGUUGGGACGCCACACUCUGUUCACAAGAAGAAUUGUCUGGACGCCAUUGCGGCGGGAAAGCAUGUGCUGUGUGAGAAGCCUUUCACCAUCAACGAGAAGGAAGCCCAGGAGGUGGUGGAUGCAGCGAGGCGCAAGGGUGUCUAUGCGAUGGAAGCUGUGUGGACUAGGUUCUUCCCAUUGUUCGCUGCUUUGAGAGAGGAGAUCCUGGUGAAAAAGUCGAUAGGAGAAGUGGAGCGCUUCCUCAUCGAUUUUGGCAACAAGAUGUCCCUGGAUACACUGCCCGCCAACUCUCGACUCAAGGAUCCUGCGCUUGGCGCCGGUGCUUUACUCGACAUUGGUGUAUACACUUUGACGUAUGCAUCCAUCAUUCUGGGCGAAUGGAAGGUCGGAAAUGAACACCCAGAGCCGAUCAAGGUCACCUCUUCUUUGGACAUUGUCAACGAGAUAGAUGAGGCUAAUGUCGUCAUACUUGACUACGCUUCCACCACCGGAGGCGCAAAAAAGACGGCAAUUUGUUCAUCCACCUUUCGAUACCGAGGAGCAGAGGAGUUUGCGCGAAUCGAAGGCACCGACGGAACUAUUAUCCUCUUCGGCCCUGGAGUAAGUGUGCCCAGUGGCUUCCGCGUUUUUGAAGGAUCACGACCCGGCUUUGGGGAGGCUGAUGAGAGACGUGAGCGUACAUUCAACGUGGAGAAGCCGGACGGAACUUUUGGCUUCUUCUGGGAGGCCGACGCUGUGGCAGCGGAUAUUGCAAACAGUCGGACUGAGAAUGCUAUUAUUCCGUUGGACGAGACACUUCGAAUGAUGAGGCUGAUGGACGGUAUUAGACGUGAAGGAGGUUUGACAUAUCCGCAAGACAAGGAUUAG
Molecule: messenger RNA, 1134 nt
Organism: Fusarium keratoplasticum
Lineage: Eukaryota; Fungi; Ascomycota; Sordariomycetes; Hypocreales; Nectriaceae
Product: putative dimeric dihydrodiol dehydrogenase protein
Exons: 3
Coding region: 1-1134 (377 amino acids)
Molecular function (GO): nucleotide binding
Source: RefSeq, a predicted model, not a curated record